AUGUUCAGAGAUGCGCAGCGGUUUGUGUCUACUUGCGACACAUGUCAAAGACAAGGGAACAUCAGCAGGAGGAGUGAAAUGCCUCAGAAUUUGAUCUUGGAGGAUGAGGUAUUUGAUGUUUGGGGAAUUGACUUCAUGGGACCUUUCCCGAACUCAUUCGGCAAUGAGUACAUAUUGGUGGCUGUCGAUUACGUGUCCAAAUGGGUAGAAGCUUUGGCCAGCCCCAAUAAUGAUGCAAAGACCGUGCUCAAGAUGUUCAAUGAACACAACAAGGAAGAUUGGUCUCUGAAGCUAGAUGAGGCUCUAUGGGCUUAUAGAACCGCCUACAAAACACCCCUGGGGACUACACCGUUUCACUUGGUGUAUGGUAAGGCGUGUCACCUUCCUGUUGAGCUAGAGUACAAGGCUGCUUGGGCAGUGAAAAUGCUGAACUUUGACACUAAGAGCGCCCAUGAAAGGAGGAAGAUGCAACUGCAUGAGCUAGAGGAGAUUAGGCACCUCGCCUAUGAAAACUCAAAACUCUACAAGGAGCGUACCAAAGCCUACCAUGACAAGCGGAUCCUCACUAGGACCUUUGCUCCUAAUGAUCAAGUCUUGUUGUUCAACUCUAGGCUGAAACUGUUUCCCGGAAAGCUAAGAUCACGAUGGUCCGGACCCUUCACCAUCAAGGAGAUUAGACCAUAUGGGGCUGUUGUGUUGCUGGACACAAAAGGAGGAGAAUUUGUGGUGAAUGGACAGAGGCUGAAACCAUAUCUUGCCGCCUCUGAGCACGCAAGGGGUGAAACCUUCGCCCUAGGCGACCCUCCUAUUGCCUAA
Camelina sativa (false flax) is the source of this 816-nucleotide messenger RNA. The record is from RefSeq and is a predicted model, not a curated record. Lineage: Eukaryota; Viridiplantae; Streptophyta; Magnoliopsida; Brassicales; Brassicaceae.